Messenger RNA from Megalops cyprinoides (Indo-Pacific tarpon), 6877 nucleotides. Its product is annotated as trinucleotide repeat-containing gene 6A protein-like. The transcript is spliced from 25 exons. Lineage: Eukaryota; Metazoa; Chordata; Actinopteri; Elopiformes; Megalopidae. Gene Ontology annotation, molecular function: nucleic acid binding. Gene Ontology annotation, biological process: miRNA-mediated post-transcriptional gene silencing; positive regulation of nuclear-transcribed mRNA poly(A) tail shortening. Gene Ontology annotation, cellular component: P-body; nucleoplasm. The record is from RefSeq and is a predicted model, not a curated record. Bases 101 to 6100 code for a protein of 1999 amino acids.
CGAGUGAAGAAAAUGGCGGGUGUGCAGGUUGACUCUACUUGCUGCAACACUCAAUUCCCGUAGCCUUAGGCUUCCACAUUCACUCUUGCACUUUAAAUUCAUGAGAGAAUUGGAAGCUAUAGCCACCAAAGAAGCUGAGGAGAAGCAAAACAGGGAUAUAGUGCAAGAAGAGGAAGAACAGUUGAUGGAAGAAAGGAAAAAGCGGAAAGACGAGAAGAAAAAGGACGCUGGUUUAAAGAAGGCCACUGAACAAAAAAACAAAGUGCCAGAACAUAUCAAGUCCAGUUUAAGCCAGCCUCAGCCUGCCAACCCGAAGAGCGACACCUCCACUGUAACCAGCAUCGUCAGCAAUGCCAAGCGGGCCCAAGCCAGCAGCCAUCCGCAAGUCCCGCCUCGAUACCCGCCCCGCGAAGUUCCGCCACGUUUCCGCCAGCACGAGCAGAAGCAGCUGCUGAAGCGUGCUCAGCCUCUCCCGACUCUCGCUGCCGCCCUGGGAACCCGAGCUCCGCUCGACGCCGCCCAGCCAGGGGGUGCUCUUCUUGCCAGCGAGGGGCCUCUCCAGAAUAGCGCCGGUUCCCCCCUCCCAGGCAUGCCUCCCAUUCGGGAUUUGGCCAGCCACUCCCCUAACCAGACAGAAUUAAACCACAGUGCUCUGGGCUCUCAUUAUGAAAAUUCCCACUGGAAUUCUGGUUCACCUGGCAGCGACUCGAACACCACUUGGGAUAAAGUCAUUGUAGACGGCUGCGACAAGGAAGCCUGGCCUUCGAUCACUGGUAGCGACCCAGAGUUAGCCACAGAAUGUAUGGACGCUGACUCUGCCUCAAGCUCUGGGUCUGAGAAAAACCUUAGUAUAAUGGCUUCUGGGAACACUGGCGGCGACAGCAAUGGCAAUAGACAAGGCAAUGGACACGGUUCUCAUUUUAUGGUUGCAAAUGGCAGCAAUAACAUGGGCAAUGGGAGUAUUAAGGGACCGUGGGGCCUAUCCCAUGGCUCGAUGCUAAGCACAUGUCAAGGCCCUGGGGAGAGUCCCAACAGCAAAUUAACAGAAAGUAGCCAUGGUAAAUUAAAUGCAUGGGGUACCCUAGGUUCCUCAACCAAUGGAGGUAUAAAUCCAAGCACUUUGAACCCAAAUGCCAACCAUGGUGCCUGGCCUGUUUUGGAAAACAGUGGGCAUAAUCCACAUGGGCCUGUGGGGAAUGGGAAUAGCGGCACCAGUACUCAACGUAGCACCAUAGGUCAAGCGCCCAGCAGUCAGAGUAUUAACUCUAAGAUGGGCCUCUCCGCCCACGCAGCCUGGGGGAGCCUCCAGGAGAACAAUGCAGAGUCUGAAGUCAAUGGUACAAGUAAGGUUUCGUUAAACGGGCAACCUCAAAACCUUAACACUGAAUUGAAUGGACCAAAUAACACUACUAACAUGAUGACCUCUAGUUUACCAAACUCUACUGGUUCAAUGCAGAUGAAUGAACUGCCCGCAGGGCACCGAGCCUGGCACGUGGACGCGGGGAGCUCGCCUCAGCUCCACGCCUCUUCAGUUUCUAAUGGCACUUCCAUUUCUCAGCAUGGCAACAGCGAGGGAAUAAACAGCGGGUCUUACGGCACGGCAUGGGGAGCUCCGCAAGAUACCAAUUACCCCGGAGACAAAUGCCCUGCCCCUAAAGGCCAAACUGCUGGCGACACUGUGAAUGCAACUCUAAUGCAGUCUGGAGUGAAUGGAUCAGCUGCAAACGCUGCUUCUUUUAAGAAUAAUAAUAAUAAUAACGGUGUGGGGGCGCGCGGCGGAGGGUGGGGCUCCGGGCCCGCCGCUUCCCAGAGCCUGCCGUGGGGAGCAGGGAACGGUGUCGGCCCCGCGGGGAUCCCUCACCCCUGGGGGAGCGCGUCGUCCUCCUCGUCGUCGUCCUCCUCCUCCUCCUCUUCGAACACUGGCACUAAGAUCUCCAACGGGGAGUGGAGCGCCCUGCCGAGCAACAAUCAGCAUUCCAAUGAAGGCAUAACCGGGAGCAGGAAGGGAACAAAUGGGUGGAUGUCCCUGGAGGACGACGCUCUGGGCGAGGCCGGAGCGGGCCCGGCGUCCCAGAUGAGCAAUCAGGGCGGCACGUGGGCCAAAUCUACCGGCAGCGAGGGCAGCAGCGAGAGCAUGGGCAGCCGCGGGGACAGGGACGGAGCGCGCGCCAGCAGCCGCCGCAAGGCCAGCUCCCAAAGCCUGGUGCAGACCGUGCUCUCCAGGACCGACCUGGACCCCCGGGUCCUGUCCAACUCCGGCUGGGGCCAGACCCCCGUGCGGCAGAACACCACCUGGGACAUCGCGGCCUCCUCCAGCUCCGACAAGAAGACUGACAACGGAACAGAGGCCUGGGGCGGCUCGGUCUCCCAGGCGUCCAACUCAGGGGGGUGGGGGGACGGGCCCAGCACCAACAGCAACGAUACCUCAUCAGUAUCUGGGUGGGCCGAUCAGAAGCCUCCCACUGGGUGGGGAGAAGCCAAAGGCCCCAGUGGAGACGGAGGCUGGGAAGAUAACUCUGCUGCUACGGGAGUGGGAAAGAGUAAUCAGUCAUGGGGGAGCGUCAAGGACGAGAAAGCUUCGACUUGGAACGAUGCACAAAAGGUCAAACAGGGAUGGAUGGAAGGGCAGAAAUCGAGCCAGGGCUGGGGCGCCCCCUCCGGCGGCGAGGGGUGGGGGGCCGACGUCCCGCGAGGAAACCACUGGGGAGACCCUCCGAAGUCGGGCUCCGGAGGCUGCGACAGCGACAGCGACCGCUCGGGCUCCGGCUGGAGCGAGCAGGGCAGGUGCGGCGCGGGCAACACCUGGGGCGGCAGCGGGGGCGGCGGCACUCCCAACAGCGGCGGCCCGUCCGGCUGGGGCGAGCCCCCCAAGACAAGCCACAAGCAAGGCUGGGGGGAGCCCGGUAAGGCCAGUAAUCAGGGCCAGGGCUGGGGAGAGCCCCCGAAACCCAGCCACGCCGGUUCUGGGUGGGGCGACGCCUCCAAAGGCUGCGACUCCUCCGACUGGAGCAAGCCGCAGGACGCCGCUGCGGGGCAGUCCUCCUGGGGGGUCCCUCCCUCGCAGCAGCCGGGGGGCCCGGGCCCUAACAAGCCCUCUGGCUGGCUGGGUGGGCCAAUGCCCGCCCCGCUCAAAGAGGAGGAAUCGACGGGCUGGGAAGAGCCCUCCCCCGAAUCCAUCAGGCGCAAGAUGGAGAUCGACGACGGUACUUCGGCUUGGGGGGAUCCCAACAAGUACAAGUACAAAAAUGUGAACAUGUGGAACAAGAACAGCGGCGGUGAGCAGGAAGCGCCCGUGGCCCCGCAGCAGCAGCAGCAGCAGCAGCAGCCGCCCCCACAGCCUGCACUACCCCCCAACACCAUGCCCAGCAAGGACAAGAACAUGGGAUGGGGAGAGCCGUACGGAAGCACGCAGAAACCCGAGUCGUCAUGGGGCGAGCCCUCGGGCCCUCCCGUCUCCGUGGACAACGGCACGUCAGCCUGGGGCAAGCCUGUGGACACCGGGGCGAGCUGGGAGGAGCCGGGGAGGCAGAGCGCUAACGCUGGCGGCUGGGGAGGCCCCGCAGCGGGACCGCAGACCCAACACAAACCUGGACCCAAACCUAUGCAAGACAACUGGUGUGGUGACGAGAUGCCCAUGCCGGGAUCGCGCCAUCAGAGCUGGGAGGAAGAGGAGGAGGUGGAGAUCGGGAUGUGGAACAACAACCCGUCCCAAGAGAUGAACCAGCCAGGGAACUGGUCGUACAUGAAGAAGAUGCCUCCCAAGGUCAAUAAAGGAGCCAACAAGCAAGAUGAUGCCUGGAUGAAUCAGUUUGUGAAGCAGUUCAACAACAUGAAUUUCCCUAGGGAACCUCCUGAAGAAACCAUGAAGGCCCAUAAGAUGGAUUUGUCUGGAGGGAUGUUGGCGGAUAAGCGCAUGGACGUGGACAAACAUGUUCUGAAUAUGGGAGAAUACAAUGGCGUGAUCGGAAAGAGCCCUGGGUCACGUCAUCAGAUCUCCAAAGAGUCUUCCAUGGAGCGAGGUCCCUAUUUUGAUAAGCUGUCUCUGUCCCUGUCUGUCCAAGAUGGCAUUGUAGCAGAAGAGCCCCAAAAUGUACAGUUCUCAUCUAAUCAAAAUGUGAAGCUUCCCCCUUCAAACAAUACACUACCUAAUCAGGGCCCUGGCCCCAUGCCAGCGCCGAGCCAUCAGAACUUGAAUUUGGUCAGGCAGAAUGUCAAUCCCAUGUUCAGUGGCAGUAAUGCAGCAGCACAAGGCAGGAGCGCACAGCAGCCUCCAGCACAACCUCUGAACUCAUCACAGCCUAAUCUCCGCACUCAAGUGCCUCCGCCAUUGCUUUCCCCUCAGGUUCCAGCAUCAUUGUUGAAGUAUCCUCCCAAUAACGGUGGUCUGAAUCCCCUGUUUGGGCCACAGCAAGUCGCUAUGCUGAACCAGCUUUCCCAGUUAAACCAGCUCUCUCAGCUGUCCCAGCUACAGCGCCUCCUCCUGCAGCAGCAGAAAGUGCAGAAUCGGAAUAUGCCCAUGGGCGGCCGUCAGCAGCAGGAGCAGCAGGGUCGCCCUCUGGGCCCCUCCCAGAUGAUGCAGCCCCCUCGCCACCUGGAUCCCUCCCUGAUGAAACCGCAGCCUUCCCCGCAGCCGCCAUCACUACACCAGUCAGGCCUCAAGUCCUACCUGGAGAACUUCAUGCCCCAGAAUGCACCGGAGCUGCAGAAGGAGCAGAGCGCGCUCAGUUCAUUCAGUAACUUUCCUCUAGGCUUGAAUUCAAACUUGAAUGUAAACAAUCUGGAUAUUGGCAGUAUUAGUUAUAAAGAGCCCCAGUCCCGGCUGAAGAAAUGGACUGCCUUGGACAUUUCCGUUAACUCAUCGCUAGAUCAAAACUCCAGCAAACCUGGUGCUAUUUCUUCUGGGCUGAGGCUUGAAGAUUCCCCCUUCGGUCCAUAUGACUUCAUGAAUACCAGUAACUCUCCUGUCAGCCCUCCUGGAUCUGUGGGAGACGGCUGGCCCAACCGUGCCAAAUCACCUCAUGGCUCCAGCAAUGUCAACUGGCCUCCAGAAUUUCGCCCUGGUGAGCCUUGGAAAGGAUAUCCAAACAUUGACCCUGAAACUGACCCUUACGUCACUCCCGGCAGUGUGAUUAAUAAUCUCUCCAUUAAUACUGUCCGGGAUGUUGACCACCUCAGGGACAGGAACAAUGGGUCAACCUCAUCUCUGAACACCACGCUGCCUUCAAAUAGUGCCUGGUCCUCCAUUCGUGCCUCCAACUACAGUGGUUCCCUCAGCAGUACAGCACAAAGCACUUCAGCCAGAAACAGUGACUCCAAAUACACAUGGUCCCCUGGUCCGGUCACCAACACCUCUUUGGCUCAUGAACUGUGGAAGGUUCCUCUGCCACCAAAAGGCAUCACCGCUCCGUCCCGCCCACCCCCGGGCCUGACUGGCCAGAAACCCCCUUCGUCCUGGGACAAUAACUCGCUGCGGCUGGGGGGCUGGGGUGGCUCCGACUCCAGAUUCACCCCUGGUUCCAGUUGGGGCGACAACAGCUCAGGGAGAACAACUAAUUGGCUUGUUCUCAAAAAUCUCACACCUCAGAUUGACGGCUCCACUCUGAGAACACUGUGCAUGCAGCACGGUCCGCUGAUAACAUUCCACCUGAAUCUGCCCCACGGCAACGCUGUAGUCUGCUACAGCUCAAAGGAGGAGGCGGCCAAGGCACAAAAAUCUCUGCACAUGUGCGUUUUAGGGAACACUACUAUUCUCGCUGAGUUUGCUAGUGAAGAGGAAAUCAGCCGUUUCUUUGCACAAGGUCAGUCCAUGACUGCCCAGCCUGGCUGGCAGACCCUGGGCACCUCUCAGAGCCGGAUCGGAUCCAUUGAGGGUUCCCACCCCUUCCCAAACCGCAAUGAUCCAAAUCACUGGAACGGUGCUGGGCUGUCGGGAGCCGGCAGUGGAGACCUCCAUGGCACUUCUCUCUGGGGUGCUCCUAACUAUUCCUCGAGCCUGUGGGGGAACCCCGGCGGCAGCGAGGGCCGCGGACUCAGCAGCCCCUCCCCCAUCAACUCCUUCCUCCCUGUCGACCACUUGGCAGGGGGCGGGGACACCAUGUAAUACACCUUUCACCUUCUGACUUAGGAACUGUGACCUCAGUGUGUAAUAAUAUUAAUAAUAAUAAUCAUAAUAAUUAGAAUAAUAAGGAAACAAAUGGCACUAGUUUGACUUUUUUUUCCACCUAUGAAAAAAAAAAAAAAAAAGACGGGGUCACCCUGUGGAAACAAGUUACUUUUUCUGCACAUUUUUCCUCUUUGUUUUAGCCCAAAACAUAUCAGUUUGAAUACUUGAAUCAUGCAGGCCAAUAUUAUAAUGUGAAAGGAUAUAUUUACACUUCCAGGUAGUGCUCUUCAUGGAAAAAAUGCUUCAAAUGAGCUCAUUUGUUUAUUCAUCAUGUUUAUUUGAAUUCCAAUUUUUUUUCUUUUUAUUGCGUUUGUUUGCUGACAAUGUUGGAGUAUGAGCUUUUAACUUUGCACUGAAUGUGGUUUUUCUCAGUAUAAUCCGCAAUAUAGAGGGAGCCCACAGUUCCAGUGUAGUUGUUUACUCAAGGAUGUUCUUAGGAAGCGUGCUCUCUACUAUGCCUUGAUGUACGCCUACCUUAUUGUGGUAUUGUGGAGUUCAAGAUCAAGAUACAAAUGCUGACUUAGGAUUAUUUGACAAUAUUAAAGAAAUAAGUAUUGCACCAAUUGUUUAAAACUAAAGAAUUUAGCUCUGCAGUGUAAAAAACUGUAGCCACAGCUGUGACUUGCAAACCCGACCUGCAAGCCAGGGGGAACAGCACUUUCAAAUAGGCUUUCAAUUUUGUUUUGGAGGCGCCACGUUGUGCCCUCUUGUUUA